AGGGUUUAAAGAGCGCCUCGGACAGGGCCGCGCAGCUGGAGCGACCAAGCGGUGCCAGGCCAGGUGUGCGCGUCGGUCGGUCCUUCCGUGCCCGCGCCGGAGACCAGCCCCGGAGGCCGCCCGGGCCCGUCCCUGUGCCCGGCACCAUGAAACAGGAGCCUGCAGCCCAGAAGUCCCCUUGCGCCUCUCCGCCCUCCUCACAACCCCUCUCCGAGGACGACGACCCCCAAGCGUUGUGGAUUUUUGGGUACGGCUCCCUGGUGUGGAGGCCCGACUUCGCCUACAGCGACAGCCGUGUGGGCUUCGUGCGCGGCUACAGCCGCCGCUUCUGGCAGGGAGACACCUUCCAUCGCGGCAGUGACAAGAUGCCUGGUCGUGUGGUGACCCUCCUUGAGGAUCGUGAGGGCUGCACUUGGGGUGUGGCAUACCAGGUGCAAGGCGAGCAGGUGAGCGAGGCCCUGAAGUACCUAAAUGUGCGGGAGGCGGUGCUCGGCGGCUACGAUACCAAGGAGGUCACCUUCUACCCUCAAGAUACCCCUGACCAACCACUCAAGGCAUUGGCCUAUGUGGCCACCCCGCAGAACCCUGGCUACCUGGGUCCUGCCCCCGAGGAGGCCAUCGCUACACAGAUCUUGGCCUGCCGAGGCUUCUCCGGGCACAACCUUGAAUACUUGCUGCGCCUGGCGGACUUCAUGCAGCUCUGUGGGCCCCAGGCUCAGGACGAGCACCUGGCCGCCAUUGUGGACGCUGUAGGCACCAUGCUGCCCUGCUUCUGUCCCACUGAGCAGGCGUUGGCACUGGUCUGAGGGGCUGAGCUCCUGCAGGGGGUGCCUACAUGGACACAGGGGCCAGGUCCCCACUCCAGUGCACACAGACAGACUUAAUACGGUUGGAGCUCACCGAGAGGACUCGGUGGGCCGAUAGGGGCUUCUCUUAAGUCCCUGCCUGUCUGCCAGCCCCCAGAUCUCCUGCCUGACACCAACUUACUACUUGAAACUUUAUUUAUUGCACCAUGUUGGUGUGGUGGGCAGGAUGGGGGGCCUGCCCUAGGUACAGGGGAGCUGCUGAGCAGUGCCCCACCCCAGGUGCCUGGUGCCUGGCUGGAAUCCCCCCAGUGCUGCUACUGUCCCCAUACUACCCAGGCCUCCAUCUUCCCAGGGAGCCUCCAAGAGCCUUGACCGUCUGCCCACCCCCUCCAGACCAGCCAUUCCCCAGCCCCAGAAACACCACCUGCCAAGGGUCCCAGCCUGCUGGUGAAAGUAUAGAAAGGAGUGAGGAGAGGGAGCCCUAUAGGAUCUUAAGCCCUGCAGCCUGUUCAUCCUCUAGGUCCCCAGGGCAGGCUGGCUCUGGAGCCCAGACACAGCUGCUGAGGCUGAGCCAAGACCUCUUCCCCAUUUGGCUUUGUUUCCCUGUUCCUCUGUCUGUCUGUCUGGGCUACUUCUGUCUGUUGGUCUGUUCCUGGGAAGCUUAUCACUGUAGGUAGGCCGUGGCCCCCUCCCAGUCUGUCCCAUACUGUAAUCCAUAAACUGACCUCAUUAUC
Odocoileus virginianus texanus is the source of this 1540-nucleotide messenger RNA. It is a transcript of the gene CHAC1, whose product is annotated as ChaC glutathione specific gamma-glutamylcyclotransferase 1. Lineage: Eukaryota; Metazoa; Chordata; Mammalia; Artiodactyla; Cervidae. The record is from RefSeq and is a predicted model, not a curated record. Gene Ontology annotation, biological process: glutathione catabolic process. Gene Ontology annotation, cellular component: cytoplasm. Gene Ontology annotation, molecular function: gamma-glutamylcyclotransferase activity; glutathione specific gamma-glutamylcyclotransferase activity.